AAACAGUUUAGUGCUUUACAUUUAAUAAAAAUAUUCCAAAUUUAUUAAAAUGAGUACCAGCAAGCGCAGAUAUUCAUCAUCUGGAAGCGACAGCGCUGAGGAAACUAGAAAAAAGGAUCUUAAGGAACGAGAUGAAUUCGCAACACGACUGAAAAAACGUGAUGAAGAAAGAGUUAAAAAGGUGGCCGAAUCUUCUAGUAAAAGGUCAUAUGAAGAAGCUGCUAAGCGUCUGAAGUUGGAAGCCGAGGACCGGGACAAGUUGCUACCGAAGCUGCGCGUUCAGUCCCGCCGCAAGUAUUUAGAGAAGAGGAAGGAUGAUAAGGUUGUCGAACUAGAGGCUGAUAUAGCGGAUGAUGAGUACCUCUUCGAAGAAAGCACAUUAACAGAAAGAGAAAAGAGGGAAAGGGACCAUAAAAAGACAAUUCUACAAUUGGCUAAAGAACAUGAGAAGGCUAGAGAACUGGAAAAUGUCCAGAGAUACCACAUGCCUCGGGAUCUGGGGAAAGGAGAAAAAGGUGAAUAUGUUGAAGUAGAUGAGAAUGAGAAGCUGCCUCACUCAGAGCAGCGCAAGUGGGAACAGGAACAGAUCAAGUCGGCAUUCUUCAAGUUUGGUGCCAAAGAUGCCAAAGCUCAAAAUGAAUAUGACCUCUUACUUGAUGAGCAGAUUGACUUCAUACAGGCCCUGCAACUGGAAGGCACUAAAGAGAAAAAAGAAGAGAAGGAAAAAUCUGAAUACCAGAAAAUGCGCAUGACAAUUGAGGAGACUAAAAAAUCACUACCUGUUUACCCAUUCAAAGAGUCAUUGAUAGAAGCCAUAAGAAAUUAUCAAAUCUUGAUUGUGGAAGGAGAAACAGGCUCAGGGAAAACCACACAGAUUCCACAAUAUCUUUAUGAAGCUGGAUUUACAGAUGAUGGAAAAAAAAUUGGAUGUACUCAACCAAGAAGAGUGGCAGCCAUGUCUGUAGCAGCAAGAGUUGCACAGGAAAUGAAUGUUAAACUUGGAAAUGAGGUUGGAUACAGUAUCCGAUUUGAAGACUGCACAUCAGAUAGAACUGUAAUUAAAUACAUGACAGAUGGAACACUUCACAGAGAAUUCUUAUCGGAACCAGAUCUGGCCUCAUACAGUGUAAUGAUUAUUGAUGAAGCCCAUGAGCGUACAUUGCACACAGAUAUAUUGUUCGGACUUGUCAAGGAUAUCACUAGAUUCAGACCUGAUUUAAAGUUACUUAUAUCAAGUGCAACAUUAGAUGCAGAAAAAUUUUCAAAGUUUUUUCAGCCCCCCCUUUGCUACAGUCCAACCAAGCGAUGUUAA
Cydia amplana is the source of this 1312-nucleotide messenger RNA. Its product is annotated as pre-mRNA-splicing factor ATP-dependent RNA helicase DHX16-like. Gene Ontology annotation, cellular component: catalytic step 2 spliceosome; intracellular anatomical structure. Bases 50 to 1312 code for a protein of 420 amino acids. Gene Ontology annotation, molecular function: helicase activity; ATP binding; RNA binding. The record is from RefSeq and is a predicted model, not a curated record. The transcript is spliced from 3 exons. NCBI's taxonomy places the organism in Eukaryota, Metazoa, Arthropoda, Insecta, Lepidoptera, Tortricidae.